AUGACAAACAUCGCUAGAGAACUUCUCAAAAAGCAGUUUCUCGAGUUGAGUCGAGACUGUCCGAGCGGCUGCAGCGUCGGCUUGGACGACGAGGCCGGCGGCGACUUCUUCGUGUGGCGUGUCUGCUUCGAAGGCCCUCCCGACACGCUCUACGAAGGCGGCAUUUUCAACGCCGCGCUCAGGUUUCCGCCAGACUUCCCCAAUCACCCGCCAGAGAUGAAAUUUCUGCAAGACAUGUGGCACCCCAACAUUUACCCCGACGGGCGAGUCUGCAUCAGCAUUCUCCAUCCGCCGGGAGACGACGUCUUCAACGAGCAAGAGAAGGCCGAAGAACGCUGGCGACCCAUCCUAGGCGUGGAAGCCAUUCUCCUCUCUGUCAUUUCCAUGCUCGGCGAACCGAACCUCGAGUCGCCCGCAAACAUCGACGCAGCGGUUCAGUACAAGAAGGAUUUGCCUGAAUACAAGAAGCGAGUGCGCGCCUUGACUCGGAAGAGCGUCGAAGGCUGA
This is a messenger RNA of Besnoitia besnoiti, 507 nucleotides long. Its product is annotated as ubiquitin-conjugating enzyme subfamily protein. Gene Ontology annotation, biological process: ubiquitin-dependent protein catabolic process; protein polyubiquitination. The coding region runs from base 1 to 507 and encodes 168 amino acids. The record is from RefSeq and is a predicted model, not a curated record. Lineage: Eukaryota; Apicomplexa; Conoidasida; Eucoccidiorida; Sarcocystidae. The transcript is spliced from 4 exons. Gene Ontology annotation, molecular function: ubiquitin conjugating enzyme activity.